GCGAUUGUGUUUACAUGUUGUCAGGCUCUGUAGGGAGGAGACACACUCAGGUGGCCCUUAAUUAACACUCAAAGCCGCCAUAAUGGGACAGACUUUAAGCGAGCCUGUGACACAGAAGGAAACCUCACGCUGCGAGAAUUCUUGGCUGCGUGUCGGGUCUUCUUGUAUGCAGGGAUGGCGUGUCAACAUGGAGGAUGCACACACCACCAUACUGUCUCUCCCAGAUGACCCAGGAACUGCUUUUUUUGCUGUAUAUGAUGGGCAUGGAGGUGCAAGAAUUGCCCAGCAUGCAGGGAAGCACUUGCACAAAAGUAUCCUGCAAAGACCAGAGUACAAAGCCGGUGACUUGGUUGCUGCUGUAAAGCAGGGAUUCCUAGACUUGGACCACUCAAUGCAGACAGAUGAAGUGCUGAAAGAUGAACUGGCUGGGACCACUGCAAUUUGUUGCAUUUUACGAAAUGGUGUGGCUUAUUGUGGAAAUGUAGGCGAUUCCCGGGCUAUAGCUAGUGUUGGUGGCCGUGUUGAAGAGCUAAGCAAUGACCAUAAGCCCAGCCUGGCUUCUGAGCAGCGAAGAAUAACAGCAGCGGGUGGUUGGGUUGAGCUGAACAGAGUCAAUGGCAACCUUGCAUUGUCAAGAGCAUUGGGAGACUUUGUGUUUAAGAAGAAUGAAGAAAAAGGGCCAGAAGACCAAAUUGUUACAGCCAAUCCAGAUGUGGAGGUCAGGGAAUUGACCGAGGAGUGGGAGUUCAUCAUCUUAGCAUGUGACGGAAUCUGGGAUGUCAUGACAAAUCAGGAAGUGGUUGACUUUGUGAGGUUACGGCUGUCCCAAGGCAUGGAACCUGAAGACGUGUGUGAGGAUUUGAUGACUCGCUGUCUAGCCCCAGACUGCCAGAUGGGAGGACUUGGCUGCGAUAACAUGACUGUUAUCCUCAUCUGCAUAACUCAUUCUGGUUCCUGGCGUGAGCUACAGGAGAAGUGUUCCCGACCAUCAUUAGCUCUUAUCAACCAGAACCAUGAGGAAGAUAGCGAUGCAGACCUGCAGUAACAAUAUAGAGAAGGCUUGCAGUAUUCUGUAAAUCAUAAAUACAAAUAUGGACAUUUAUUAUUACACAUGUUUGUAUAGACUAACACAUGUAAAUGCCUCGUUCUUUAUCACUAGGAAGCGAGUUGUUCAUAUUACCUCUUGAAGUGUUGUUUGGCUUUGUAUGAGGCAUGAAGACUGGGCACAAACUGAAGACUAGUUGCAUUAUGAGUAAAUCAAUAACAAAGUGUUGGGUUUCUUGUAGGUCUCUUGUACCUGUAAGUAUUGCUACUGUAUGCUGUGUACUAGAAGUGAAGACCCAAUUGGGGUCUGUGUGUAAUAGAAGCAAAGCCUGUGCCUCUGUGAUAAUGCUGCUUAUCAGUCAAUUUUAACUUCCUCUCUUGAGCGUUUUGAAGGAGGCGGGGAAUUUGUACAAUCCCCAAGGUGAAGAACAGCAGUUGUCUUUGU
Molecule: messenger RNA, 1489 nt
Organism: Penaeus vannamei (Pacific white shrimp)
Lineage: Eukaryota; Metazoa; Arthropoda; Malacostraca; Decapoda; Penaeidae
Product: probable protein phosphatase 2C T23F11.1
Biological process (GO): protein dephosphorylation
Molecular function (GO): protein serine/threonine phosphatase activity; cation binding
Source: RefSeq, a predicted model, not a curated record